UCACGUGGCGGCGGCGCCGGGCUCAGCCAUGGCGGAGGCUGCGGCCGCUCCCGCUGCCCCCGCGCCCCGCGGCCGCUGAGCCCCGCCGCGCCCCGAGCCCGCCCGCCGCCAUGGCCGAGCCCGCCGCCGUGUCCUCGCUGCCCCGCGAGGUCCGCGAGCAGCUGGCCGAGCUGGAGCUGGAGCUCUCGGAAGGGGACAUCACACAGAAGGGGUAUGAGAAGAAGAGAGCAAAGCUGCUGGCUCCGUAUGUUCCACAAACCCAAGGGGUUGAUCCAGCAUUACAGAAGGAAUCCAAACCUCAGAUGCCCGUUCCAUCUGCAGCUCCAGCCUCAGCAUCCUCCUCCUCCUCAUCCUCAUCCAAAUUCCACCGAGCUCGCUCAGGGGGAGCCCGAGAUGAACGUUAUCGAUCUGACAUCCACACCGAGGCGGUGCAGGCGGCGCUGGCCAAGCACAAGGAGCAGAAGAUGGCCCUGCCCAUGCCCACCAAGCGCCGCUCCACCUUCGUGCAGUCCCCGGCUGAUGCCUGCACUCCCCCAGACACGUCUUCCGCCUCCGAGGACGAGGGCUCGCUCAGGCGCCAAGCUGCUCUCUCUGCUGCAUUGCACCAGAGCUUACAGAAUGCUGAGUCUUGGAUCAACCGAUCUGUUCAGGGGUCAUCCACAUCCUCAUCAGCAUCCUCUACGCUUUCCCAUGGAGAAGGCAAAGGGACCAGUGGGUCACUAGCUGAUGUAUUUGCCAAUACUCGAAUAGAAAGUUUCUCAGUCCCCCCAGAUGUCACAGCAACUACCUCCACGCCGUCAGCGCGGCCGGCAGCCGUCGACCUCCCUCCCUCUGGAAUCGUCAAGGGGAUGCACAAGGGAUCCAACCGCUCCAGCCUGAUGGACACUGCAGAUGGCGUUCCUGUGAGCAGCAGAGUCUCCACAAAAAUCCAGCAGUUGCUGAACACCUUGAAAAGACCCAAAAGGCCACCCCUGAAAGAGUUCUUUGUGGAUGAUUUUGAAGAAAUCGUGGAAGUUCCCCAGCCCGACCCGAACCAGCCCAAGCCCGAGGGCCGCCAGAUGACCCCGGUGAAGGGAGAGCCCCUGGGGGUGGUCUGUAACUGGCCCCCUGCCCUGGAAGCAGCCCUGCAACGCUGGGGAACCACUCAGGCCAAGUGUCCCUGCCUGACAGCGCUGGAUGUGACAGGAAAACCAGUUUAUACCCUCACCUAUGGCAAGCUGUGGAGCAGAAGCCUCAAGCUGGCCUACACCCUGCUGAAUAAACUGGGCACCAAAAACGAGCCUGUGUUAAAACCUGGAGACAGGGUAGCCCUUGUGUAUCCCAACAACGACCCCGUGAUGUUCAUGGUGGCAUUUUAUGGCUGUCUGCUGGCAGAAGUGAUCCCAGUGCCUAUAGAGGUACCUCUUACCAGAAAGGAUGCAGGUGGGCAGCAGAUUGGCUUCCUGCUGGGGAGCUGUGGGGUUGCUCUGGCCCUCACCACUGAAGUGUGUCUGAAAGGGCUCCCAAAAACCCAGAACGGAGAAAUCGUGCAGUUUAAAGGUUGGCCCAGACUCAAAUGGGUUGUGACAGAUUCAAAAUAUCUCUCCAAAUCUCCCAAGGACUGGCAGCCCAACAUCUCAGCAGCAGGAACUGAGCCAGCAUACAUUGAGUACAAGACCAGCAAGGAGGGCAGUGUCAUGGGUGUCACCGUGUCCCGUGUGGCCAUGCUGGCUCACUGCCAAGCCUUGUCUCAGGCCUGCAACUACUCUGAAGGUGAAACCAUAGUGAAUGUGUUGGAUUUUAAGAAGGAUGCAGGGCUGUGGCACGGCAUUCUAACGAAUGUAAUGAACAAGCUACACACUAUCAGCGUGCCCUAUUCUGUGAUGAAAACCUGUCCUCUCUCAUGGGUGCAGAGGGUUCACGCCCACAAAGCGAAGGUUGCCCUGGUGAAGUGUCGGGACCUGCACUGGGCCAUGAUGGCCCACCGGGACCAGAGAGACGUGAGCCUGGGCUCGCUGCGGAUGCUGAUCGUCACCGACGGCGCCAACCCCUGGUCUGUUUCCUCCUGUGAUGCCUUCCUGAGCUUGUUCCAGAGCCACGGGCUCAAACCAGAGGCGAUCUGUCCCUGUGCCACCUCCCCCGAGGCGAUGACCGUCGCGAUCCGGAGGCCUGGAGUCCCCGGGGCACCUCUGCCAGGCAGAGCCAUCCUGUCCAUGAACGGGCUGAGCUUCGGUGUCAUUCGGGUCAACACUGAAGAUAAAAACUCUGCUCUCACUGUCCAGGACGUCGGGCACGUGAUGCCAGGAGGCAUGAUGUGCAUCGUGAAACCAGAUGGGCCACCCCAGCUCUGUAAAACAGACGAGAUUGGUGAAAUCUGUGUGAGCUCCAGAGCAGGAGGAAUGAUGUACUAUGGGCUGGCAGGGGUGACAAAGAACACUUUCGAGGUGAUCCCUGUGAACUCCUCUGGCUCUCCCGUGGGGGAAGUGCCCUUCGUGCGCUCCGGCUUGCUGGGAUUCGUUGGACCUGGCAGUUUGGUGUUCGUGGUUGGGAAGAUGGACGGGCUGCUGACGGUGAGCGGGCGCAGGCACAACGCCGACGACAUCGUGGCCACCGGGCUGGCCGUGGAGUCAAUAAAAACAGUUUACAGAGGAAGGAUCGCUGUGUUCUCUGUGUCUGUGUUCUACGACGAGAGGAUCGUGGUGGUGGCGGAGCAGAGGCCGGACGCGUCCGAGGAGGACAGCUUCCAGUGGAUGAGCCGGGUGCUGCAGGCCAUCGACAGCAUUCACCAAGUGGGUGUUUACUGCCUCGCUCUCGUGCCGGCCAACACGUUGCCAAAAACUCCUCUGGGAGGGAUCCACAUCUCCCAAACCAAGCAGCACUUUCUGGAGGGCUCUCUGCACCCCUGCAACAUCCUCAUGUGCCCACACACUUGUGUGACAAACUUGCCAAAGCCCAGGCAGAAACAGCCAGGUGUGGGCCCUGCCUCUGUGAUGGUGGGGAACCUGGUUGCUGGGAAGAGAAUCGCUCAAGCUUCUGGGAGAGAUCUGGGUCAACUAGAAGAUAACGAUUUAGUUAAAAAGCACCAGUUCCUGACAGAAGUGUUGCAGUGGAGAGCUCAAGCCACUCCUGACCACCCACUCUUUCUUUUGUUGAAUGCCAAGGGAACCACUGUGUGCACAGCCACCUGCCUCCAGCUGCACAAAAAGGCUGAGAGAAUAGCAUCAGUGCUGUGUGACAAAGGCCAUCUCAAUGCAGGGGACAAUGUGGUGCUUCUCUAUCCUCCUGGCAUCGAGCUCAUCUCGGCCUUCUACGGCUGCCUGUACUCGGGCUGUGUCCCCGUCACCGUGCGCCCGCCCCACGCCCAGAGCCUGGUGGCAACGCUGCCCACUGUGAGGAUGAUCGUGGAGGUCAGUAAAGCCGCCUGCAUCCUCACAACCCAGACCCUGAUGAGGCUGCUCAAGUCCCGGGAGGCAGCUGGUGCUGUGGAUGUGAAAACCUGGCCAACCAUCAUCGACACAGAUGACUUGCCCAGGAAGCGGCUGGCCCAGAUCUAUAAACCACCCACACCUGAAAUGUUGGCAUAUCUGGAUUUUAGUGUGUCCACAACAGGCAUGCUCACAGGAGUAAAGAUGUCCCACGCUGCUGUCAGCGGGCUGUGCAGGGCCAUCAAGCUGCAGUGUGAGCUCUACUCCUCCCGGCAGAUUGCCAUUUGUCUGGACCCCUACUGCGGGCUGGGAUUUGUGCUCUGGUGCCUUUGCAGUGUGUAUUCUGGACAUCAGUCAAUUUUAAUUCCUCCUAUGGAGCUGGAAUCCAAUCUUUUUCUCUGGUUAUCUACUGUCAGCCAGUAUAAAAUAAGGGACACUUUCUGUUCCUAUUCAGUCAUGGAACUGUGUACAAAGGGACUUGGAAACCAAGUUGAAAUGUUAAAGGCCCGGGGCAUUAACCUGUCGUGUGUCCGGACCUGCGUGGUGGUGGCGGAGGAGCGGCCGCGCGUUUCCCUCACCCACUCCUUCUCCAAACUCUUCAAGGACAUCGGGCUCUCCUCACGGGCUGUCAGCACCACCUUUGGCUCACGGGUCAACGUGGCCAUCUGUUUACAGGGAACAUCGGGGCCCGAUCCCACCACGGUGUAUGUGGACCUGAAAUCCUUGAGACAUGACAGAGUCCGUCUGGUGGAACGAGGAGCUCCGCAGAGCCUGCUGCUGUCCGAGUCUGGGAAGAUCCUGCCUGGAGUCAAAGUGGUCAUUGUCAAUCCAGAGACAAAAGGGCCUCUGGGAGAUUCUCACCUUGGCGAGAUUUGGGUGAACAGCCCCCACACAGCCAGUGGCUACUACACCAUCUACGACAACGAGACCCUGCAGGCCGACCACUUCAACACCCGCCUGAGCUUCGGCGACGCCGCGCACACGCUCUGGGCCCGCACCGGCUACCUGGGCUUCGUGCGGCGCACCGAGCUCACCGCGGCCAGCGGAGAGCGCCACGAUGCCCUGUACGUCGUGGGAGCGCUGGACGAGACCCUGGAGCUGCGGGGGCUGCGCUACCACCCCAUCGACAUCGAGACCUCGGUGUCCCGCACCCACAGGAGCAUUGCUGAAUGUGCCGUGUUCACCUGGACCAACCUGCUGGUGGUGGUGGUGGAGCUGUGUGGCUGCGAGCAGGAGGCGCUGGAUUUGGUCCCUCUGGUCACCAACGUGGUGCUGGAGGAGCAUUACCUGAUCGUGGGGGUGGUGGUGGUGGUGGACCCUGGGGUCAUCCCCAUCAAUUCCCGAGGGGAGAAGCAGCGGAUGCACCUCCGGGACAGUUUCCUGGCGGAUCAGCUGGACCCCAUUUACGUGGCCUACAACAUGUGAUGGGAGCAGUGAGGGUGGUGAUGGAAGUGGAGCUGGUGCAAAUUACUAAUACUUGAUCUAAAGUUUGAGGUUGUUGCCUCCCUCCCAUCCCGGUGGGGAGCAGCAGCAGCAAACGUUUACUGAACCAUGAGCUUUAGAGAACUGCAGAGUGGGGAAAAGUGUGAGCCACAAAACCCCCAAGGCCUUUACAGGAGCGUGACUUUUCCCACCCGUUGUACAUAUUUGUAUUUUUAUCUAAUCCCGGGUUAGGAUUCUAUAAGGGGAGGGUUUAUUUAGUUAAGAUAAUAAACUAUUAAGAAAAGGGUCAUCAGAGUUCUGCAGUUCCCUACUCCAUGAUCCCCUUUGCACCUGGAGCUGUUCGUACCACGGGAUCACACGACUUAUUGACAAUUGUGCCAUGACCAAAUCAAGAACUUACAGAAUCAGAGUUACUUAUUCAUAGAGAGAUUUCUGGAAUUUAAGAAAGAAUUUUGCCUAUAUUUUAAAUAUGUAAAUAUUAUUAUACAUAAUUCACUUAGAUAGAAAAUUAACUUGGCUAGUGAGGACAGCUGAAGGUUGAUGUUUUUAAGGACAGGUGACUUUUGUGGUCCUCGGCAUCCUGGCAGUGGCUUGGACACAAUGUGAGAUGCUCCCACCUUCCCCAGGUUUCUGAUUUCAUUUCUGUCUUUAUUCUGGCCAGAAGUGUGUAGAACCCUUUGGUUUUAAGGCACAUCUUUCUCCAGGAGGCCGAAUUCAGCACGGAAUUGGGUAGAAAUGGGAAUGCAAGUCCCUGAAGGAGCUGAGGGACAGCCUCUGCCUCAUCCUGUGGCACCAGGUGUGGAAAGCAGAAACGUUCCUGAGGCUGACACAUUCCCAAAUUCCCUGCUUGUGCUGGGAUUCCUUCAGCUCCCUGCAGAGCCAAAACUGCUUUAGUGGAAACUGGGAGCAAACAAAAACGCUUUCCUCAGAGCAUUCCCUGGAAGAACGGGAGAAUUCCAGGUUUAAGUGGGACCCGAUUUUUCUUUCCCAGGAGGAGACAGCAAUCCUGGCAAACAUUGUUAAAUAACCUUGUGAAAAUUGCUACCCCAGCCUUCCACAUCGUGUGUCAGCUCCAAAGUUUGGGAAUGGGAGGAAAGAGAAGCCUUAAAGCAGCAGGUCCAAGCUCUUCCUGCUGGGAAGCAGUUCCACACAGUCUGGGGGAAAGAGCUGGUGCUUGAGCUUUGACUCAAAGUUAUCUUUUAUUUUUCUUUUUAAUUCUUCAUCUUUUAACAAUUACAUUUCUCUGGGUGCUAAUCUAUGAUUUUGGAAGCCUUGGGAGCUGCUACCAGAUCCUGCAGCAGGGUUCUUUGAGUCAGAUGUGGUAUACAGUGUAAAUAAACUUUUCAAACGUUCCAGAUUACCUCACACAAAGUUUUUAGGCAGUUUUUGAAAGGUUUGUGGUGUGGGCUUGGAAGAUCCUGUGGCAGUUACUGGAACAGAGUCCAGUGGAUACCUGAGCAACCCCAGCUGUGUCUGUGAAAAGCUCCUGGUGGUUCCUCACUGAAAACAGGAGCUUUAAAACUCAGAUCAGAAGUUUCAGGUGAUAUUUUUGAAAAAUAUUUGGUGGGGGAGUAGGAACUGGAAGUUUUUGGCAGGUCUGGGCUUGGGGUUCUUUGCAAACACUUUGGGGUUUCAGGGGCACAUUUUGGAACCUUGUGUUUUCCACUGUAUCAGCCAACACUGCAGAAUAUGCACAAAAUCUUAAAUGUAUUUAUUUUUAACAAAUUGAACACAAAGUGGGGACAGUGGCAGGUCAAACUGUGACUAAAACAGUUGGUCCUGCAGAUUAUUUGGGGUGUAAAGUGCACAGAGGUUGUUCUCCCCUCUCAGCCAGAAAAUUCCAUGUUCUUUGUCACCAUUUUUGUGUUUCCUGCACAGCCCAAGCAGCUUCACUCCAGUGUGACCUUUCCAGGGAAAACUGCUGGUCUUGAACCUUUUUCUUUACUCAAAGCUUUAGAUAAAUUGUUUCAACAAACACUUUUUGUCCAUUGAAGUAGAUUUCAAGUCCAAUCCCAGGAUUGUCUUUUAUUUUUAUCCGUGAUUUUUCACAAAUAAAACAAUGUGUGUGUGAAUUCCAUCAAAUGUGGCAGAUGGAAUUCCUGAAGUGGCAUUUUUGAAUGUGACUGGAUUGAUAUUUUUUUUUAUUAUUAUUUUUUGGUUUGGAUAGGUACUGGUAGCUUCCUGUGUUUUGAGGUUUUAUCUUCCAAGUUUCCCGUGUGCUCCAGAUCUUCCAGCACAUUCCAUUUCUGGAAUUUCAUUUCAGAAUGAACGAAUUCAGAACGAAAUUUCAGAAAUUCCAUUUCUGCUGGAGAACUGCAGGACGCAGCCCUGCCCAGGGGAUGAGAGCACGUUCCAGGGACGAGGAGAAGCUGCUCAGUUUGGUUUUCCUCAAUUCCCUGAGUGCUUUGUCCCUGUUUUGGCAGUGCUGGAGAGGAGCAAGGACGGAGCUGGGGCUCUGCAAUCCCCAAACUCCACUCCUUGCUCUGUGGCUGGGGAUGAUCCUUCCGAAUUUUUUGGGAGCAAAGCAAAAUCCUUCACUCCAGACAUUGGCAGGUGGGCAGGGCUGGGUGCUUUUCCCAAAAAACCCAUCCUCUCCUCCUGGUGUGACUGCUGGGGUUGCACAGGGCACAUCAUUCCCUUUCUUGCCCCUCAGCUUCCACCUUAACAACUGCAGUGAAACGGAAAAACUGGGAAUUCUUCCACUGGAUAAAGCAUUGUGUGUGUGUCUCACUGUCUCUGAAUCUUCUCUGCGCUAACGCUGUGGGAACAGGACAGUUUCGUCCCAUUUUGUUAGAAUUUGCACUUCAUUUCUGGUUUAAAUCAAUUCAGCUGUGUCCUACUAACUGUCCUAAAAUAAGGUUAUAAAAACCAGAUCAGUUUUAGCCCUAGAUGCUUUUUUUUAUUUUUUGCUUUUAUUUCUGUCAACCUCUUUCCCAUUGUCCAAUCCAGACUCCGGCAUUCUGUAAUUAUGUAUAAAGGUUUUAUUUAUUUAAAAUUAGAUUAGUUACAUUUUUAAAUUUAACACCUGGCUGGACAGUGUCCCAUUAACGCAUUGAUUGUGUUUCCUUUGUCUUGUGUUAAUAAAUAUUGAUGCCUGGU
Prinia subflava (tawny-flanked prinia) is the source of this 7946-nucleotide messenger RNA. RefSeq names its product disco interacting protein 2 homolog B (gene DIP2B). The transcript is spliced from 38 exons. The record is from RefSeq and is a predicted model, not a curated record. Lineage: Eukaryota; Metazoa; Chordata; Aves; Passeriformes; Cisticolidae. The coding region runs from base 111 to 4829 and encodes 1572 amino acids.